CUUCGGUCUAGGCUCCCAGUCAUUACACACAGACCAGACCAAGAUCCAUACUUAUAUUCAGACUGCGGAUUAAACAUCCCAUUUCUCUCGCGAUUAAGAAAGCAGACAACAUGGAAUUCGCCAUUGAACCCGUUCUCCCAGAGGAUGCUCCCCGCAUAACCGAAAUAUAUUUCUCUGCCUUCACCAACAGCCUCAGCCAGCGUAUCAUGCCCCGCACCAAGGAAUCAGAGGCAUUUCAAACUGCGAGAUUCAGAAAGUCCGCUGAAGAAGCGCAAUCGGGACAAGGCAAGGAUAUGAUUAAGAUCGUGGCGACAGAACCAGACCAGGAGCCCGUGAUUGCGGGGUUCGCGCUCUGGAACUUCUACAGCGGCACGUCUGACUCUAAUGAGCAUGAAAAGGAGAAGGUCGAGUGGCCGUCUAGCAGUGACAGCGAGCUCUGCGAAAGGUUCUUUUCCGGUGUGGAACGGGAAAGGCAGACGGCGAUUGGGGACCAACCUCAUUAUUGUCUUUACAUGCUCGCGGUAGACCCUGCGUUCGCUCGUCGUGGGCUGGGGGCCAAAUUGCUGAAAUGGGGUCUCCACAGGGCUGACGAGAGACGGCUUAUUACGUUCAUUUCGGCGUCACCGGCGGGUCGCGGGCUGUAUGAGAAGCAUGGCUGCAGAGCCCUGAAUAGCUACGAGGUUGUCCCUGGGUACCACGAAACAUCGAUGGUGCGGCCAGUGGCGGGGCUAUCAAGGGGAUAA
Molecule: messenger RNA, 743 nt
Organism: Aspergillus nidulans FGSC A4
Lineage: Eukaryota; Fungi; Ascomycota; Eurotiomycetes; Eurotiales; Aspergillaceae
Product: protein ngn5
Exons: 2
Coding region: 111-743 (210 amino acids)
Molecular function (GO): acetyltransferase activity; transferase activity; acyltransferase activity, transferring groups other than amino-acyl groups
Source: RefSeq, a predicted model, not a curated record